This is a messenger RNA of Musca domestica (house fly), 870 nucleotides long. Its product is annotated as putative nuclease HARBI1. The transcript is spliced from 3 exons. The record is from RefSeq and is a predicted model, not a curated record. Lineage: Eukaryota; Metazoa; Arthropoda; Insecta; Diptera; Muscidae. Bases 361 to 834 code for a protein of 157 amino acids.
AGAUGCCGUAGUAUACAUAGUGGAGACUCUUAAAUAUGACAGCAAUUUCUCCUCUGAGGUUUUUUGCGGAGGGAAGUUUCCAAAAGUCCCAUGGAAAUGAUUACAACAAUUGUAUGGCUCAACCCAUAUUCUCGAUCGUCCUGAGCGAAGUAGUGCACUUGAUAGAGUACAAAUUGUGUAAACUUUGGAUUGUUUCGAAGUUAUCGGAGCAAGAGAAAAUACUAAAUAAAAACUACUUUUACUCAAAAACGAAAUUUCCCGGCGUUGUGGGCUGUAUAGAUGGAACACACGUACACAUCCAGGGCCCAAAGGAGGAUGUUCGUCAUUUGUACCUUAAUAGAAAAGGUUAUUUCAGCUUAAAUGUUUUGCUGGUUUGUUGACAGCAGACAUCCUGGCUCAACCCAUGAUGCCUUUAUUUGGAAUAAUAGCUCCCUAAAGCAAAUGAUCUCAAAUACGUGGUUGUUAGGCGACGCCGUUUUUCCAUUGGAACCUUAUUUAUUGACACCUUUCCGAUCAGCUGAACCACAUUCGCUCGAGGGAAAAUACAAUACGAUUCAUUCUAAGGCUCGAAAUAUAAUAGAGCGUACUAACGGGGUUUUAAAAUCUGUAUUUAGAUGUCUUUCUGCAGAACGAGGACUACACUAUGCGCCCCAGAAAUGUGUAUAUAUUAUAAAUGUUUGUUGUGCCUUAUAUAAUAUUGGCAGACAUUAUAAUGCCAAUUGGGAAGAAGUCCCUUCAGAAUUACAAGAACAGUCAAUAUUCAAUGAAAAUAAUGGAGAAAAUGUAAUUGCUUCAAAUAUAAGACAAGCAGUAAUGCAGACAUUAAACGAAUAAGUUAAAUAUUACAUUAUUUUAUAUUAUUUAUUUCAU